AUGGCUAUACUUUCAGUAGCCUCGUCGGUGGAUAAAUUAGAAGAAGAAAAAGAAAUGUCGUCCGUAAAAGAUGACAAUAUGGUUGAAUCAUUUGAAGUUCCUUUGAAUGAAACUGAUGAAAGUUCAUCAUCCAUUAUUCGAGGGGCUAGUCGUUUUCUUCUAGCACAUAAAUCACCUUAUUACAAGUCGAAAAUCAUACAAAAACGUAUGAAAUGUAACAAGAACCCUAGAAUAUGUCGUGCCAAAGGUAGUCCGGGGCCAUUUUGCUGCAAAAAGAAGUGUGUAAACGUGUUUGCAGACAGACAAAAUUGUGGAUAUUGUGGGAAGAAAUGCAGGUAUAAUGAGACUUGUUGUAAAGGGAAGUGUGUUAACACAUUGUUUCACAAGAGGCAUUGUGGAGGUUGCGGUAACAAGUGCCAGCAGGGAAGUGCUUGUGUCUAUGGAAUGUGCAGCUAUGCAAAUUAA
Messenger RNA from Solanum dulcamara, 465 nucleotides. RefSeq names its product stigma-specific STIG1-like protein 1. The transcript has a single exon. The record is from RefSeq and is a predicted model, not a curated record. The coding region runs from base 1 to 465 and encodes 154 amino acids. Lineage: Eukaryota; Viridiplantae; Streptophyta; Magnoliopsida; Solanales; Solanaceae.